CCCUCACACACACCCACCAUCUUUCUUCUUCCUAUUCUUCUUCUUCUUCCUCCCAUCUAUUCCCUCUCUCUCUAUCGGCUGCUGCCACCACCGUCGUCGCAGCUGUCCUGCCGACUCGCCACGCCCUCCGCCUCUCAUCACUGCUACAGCCCUCCCGUCGUCGCGCCCUUCGCCUCCCAGCACUGUCACGUCCCUCGCCCCGCAGCCAUCGCGGCCUCCUCCUCCCACCACCGUCGUCGCAACCCUCCCGCCGCCCUCUGUCUCCCACCACCACCGUCGCCACGAGGUUGCCGGAGGGAGUCUGCCGGAGAGAAUUCGUCGGAGAAAAAGUCUGUCCAUCGAAGCGGAGUGGCCGCAGGAGAAAGGAAGAGAGAGAUAGAUAGAGAUAUUAAUGCAUAUGAUUUAAAUUUAAAAAAAAUUAUAUUUAAUAUGAGUUUUUAAUUCCCAAUCUGAUUAAUACAAAAAAG
Molecule: messenger RNA, 467 nt
Organism: Linum tenue
Lineage: Eukaryota; Viridiplantae; Streptophyta; Magnoliopsida; Malpighiales; Linaceae
Source: the annotation of a GenBank genome assembly